Molecule: messenger RNA, 10950 nt
Organism: Octopus bimaculoides (California two-spot octopus)
Lineage: Eukaryota; Metazoa; Mollusca; Cephalopoda; Octopoda; Octopodidae
Biological process (GO): innate immune response
Cellular component (GO): cytoplasm
Molecular function (GO): protein binding
Source: RefSeq, a predicted model, not a curated record
CAAAUUUACUAUCAUCGAAUUAUUGUAGUUUCAGAAGUCGUUGUUAUUGUACCACUGCUGCUAAUGUUGUAGUAGCCAGCAGCAGCAGUGAAGCAGUAGUGAAGCAGCUGUAUCAGCAGCAGCAGCGAUAGUGGCUACGGUUUAGUGUGUUGUUGGCCGUUGGAUAGAGUUGAUGUUUUCUUACCAUUCUCUUCAUGUCUGUCUGCUGGGAACGAUGUCGACUAGGAAUCGCUACUGUCGACCGUUAGACCAAGUUCCACGCUGGAUGCUUUCUCCCCCUCUACUAUAAGUCGACUUUACCUAUGUGUAUAUAUAAAUAUACAUACAUAUAUAUAUAAGUCGAGAGGUGGGGGGGAAAAAACACACGGAUUAUACACAUACAUAUGCGCAUACACAUCCGAAUAUAUACAUAUUUUUUUGAGGCAGCUGACCGUGACCUGACAACAAUAUAUAUAUACACACACACACGCAUAUAUAUAUAUAUGUGUAUAACAUAUGAGUGUAUGUAUGUAUAAUAUUAUACUAUAUAUACAAGUAUAUAAAAAAUAUUUAUAUAUGAGUAUAUAAAAAAUAUUUAUAUAUGAGUAUAUGUUAUACAUAUAUAUAUAUAUACAUAACAUAUAUAUAUGUAUAAAAUAUAAAAAAACAAGCACCAUGUAAAAUACUACAUGAAAUUUUUCUUUUUCCUCCAACCCUUCUUUUACCACCUCCAUUCACCACCAUAUAUAUAAAAAAAAAAGGAAAAAAAGACAGAAGGAAUUUAUUCACCUUCUCACCCCCCAACCUCCUACCACUGAUUUAUACUACUCCCACUGCACCAUCGUUACUCCCACCACCAUUAUCACUACUGGUAAAAAAAAAAAAAGAGAGAACACCUCUUCCUUCUCCAGUCACUCCCCAUCCACUAGCUCCCACCUCCUUCAUUCUCUUCAUUAUCAUUGUUUCUUUCUCUAGCUGUCUGCCUCCUCCUCUCUGUUUCUCUCAGACUGUCUGCCUCCUGCUCUCUCUCUUUCACCUUCUACAUUCAUCUCAUCCUCUUUCUAUUACUUCCCUCUUUCCUUCCCUCCUUCGCUACGCUCAAUCUCCUUCGUAUACUUCCCUUCUUCUCUGGCUCCACUCAUUGCCUUUCUUAUACUUCCCUUUACACUCCAUACUUUCUCUCUUGUGACACUUACUCUAUCUACUUCCAUCACUCCCUCUCUCUCGCCUUCCCGUGCGUCUCUCUUUUUCCUUUCACUUCCCCCUCUCUGUCGUUUUUCUACUUUUUCCUCUCCUCAUCCUCCGUCGUUCACUCACUCUCUUACUUCCACUUGCUCUCCUCCUCGUCCUCCCCUAGUUGUGUGUCAAUAUGGCGGAAGAGAUGGAAGGUGUGACGCUGUUCUCGUCUGAGCAGAAUCACCGAGAAAUGGACUGUAAGAAGAACUAUGGACGACGGAAACUGCCGAUCGAUCCACUCAAAGAAUCGGAAGAGUUCUUCGAGGUGGACAAAAUUGUUGGAAUGACUAAAAUAAACGGAAAAGAGCGUUAUAAAGUCCGUUGGGUUGGUUAUCCAUCAUCAAAUGACACAUGGGAACCACGAGAAAAUCUGCUACCUUGCAUUGAAAUGGUUGAAGAUUUUGAGAGAGAUAGACAAAGAUUAAAAAAGCGACGAGCAGAAGAAAGAAGAAUCAGAAAAAAGCAGACCUUAAAUGACGUGGCCAUGAUGGAAGGUCGGCUUCUGCCUGGAGGUGUCUUGCCUGUUAAGUUGGCAUCAUCUGCCUCCAACAGCAGUACAAUUGCCAGUUCUACCAAUGUAAGCACCAUUGCAGAAUCCCAAACAGCAUCUAAUACUACUGAGGCUACAGCUAUUGCUAACUCCAACCUUUUUGGACAGGAUCAUUCUACUACGCUCAAAGAUACUUUCUGGAAAGAUCUGGAGGAAGGAAAAGUUGACUUAUUUGAAACUGAUAUGUAUUCGAAAGUUAAAGCUCAGGGACGAGCUUCACGUCCCAAAUCUUUUAAAAAUGCUUUCAACAAACAAUCUGAGCGAUUGCGAGGAACAAACACUUCCCAAUCGCCAAAAAAAUCUUCGUCAAAAGGAAAUCGUAAACAGAAGAUAUUAGCGAAAUAUUAUUCUCAGAGAAGGCGGACUAAUAACCAUCUACGGAAGUCUUCUGAUAAGACUCAUAAUUCGUAUGGAAUGAAAAAUGAAGGGUCUAAUGCUGGGAAUAGAAAAUGUGAUGAUAGAUUAAAUGAAGGUGUUACGAAUGUAGGAAACUUUUCCGAGCAAGACUGGAGCUAUAGUGAUGCCACAAGCCCGGCUGUCAUGAAGUCAUGUGAUCUCAAUAUUAUGGACUGUGAUAAAAAAUCUAGCAUAUCUUACUUAAAAGAGGAGGACGACUGUUCUGAUGAGUUUAUAUGCCAAGGGACGAUUGCUGAACAAAGUUCUCAGGGAUGUCUUGAAAGCCCACCAGCAAAGGAAAAUCUGUCAACCAAUGAGCAGACUGAUUAUGAUUCAAGUAAAGAUUUAGAAAACGAUGAUCAUUCAAAAUCACAAAUAACUUGUGAUGCGUCAAGUCAGCAUUGUGACUGUGAUAACCUCUCGACACCAUCUUCAUCGCCAUCCUCGGCAGUGCAUCAUCAGAACUCGAAAGACCCUCCACAUUGUCUUGCCAAAAAACGAAGAACUCGCCUAAAGCCAAAUAGAAACAUAGUAAUAAGUUAUUCUUCAAAACGGAAAAAAACUAAAUUUCAAAACCUACGGACACCUCCGAAAAGGACGAUGAGGACUACGAUGAAUUCGUUGCCUCCUGAAAAGACUAGUUGCAAUAUAUUUGCAGUGGGAGAAAGCAGUGUUGAUAGUGGAGUGUCUAGCUUAAGAAACGAAACCGAAACUGAAAUGGACAGUAAUUCUCCAGGGCUGGAGUCCGUGGCAUCGACAGUGUCAAUAUCACGAUCAAUGACCCCACAAGACACUGGAAGUGUGAGUUUACUAGAAGAGGAUAAUGUUAUAUCAGAACCCUGUUUGUUUGUUUCUGAUCUGCUCACUCCUAUGUGUAGUAGUAGCAAUAACAGUAAUAGUAAUAGUCAGUUAUUAUUGCCAUGUGAUGAGCUCAACACAGAUUCCAAACUGUCAUCAACAGAAGACAAAUAUGGAAGCAUUAACAACCGUUACGCUUCCAAGAUCAAAGCAUGUCGAUCAACGACGGACAUGUGUCCUGAAGGAAAUUCUGUAUCGAAACAGUCACUUGCGUCUUCAAAUGCAAGUGGAUAUUCUUUGACUGACCAGACUUAUGGAAUGUAUAAUAAUUCUAAAAGCUCUCUCGGAACUUCUAACCGAUGGGAAAUGAGUGCUCUUUUAAAGCUUCAGAACCCUUUAAUAUCCAUAAGGAACAAAAUUGUCCGAAAUUUCUUUGAUGCUUGUACAACAGAAGAAUUAACAAAUUUUUGUUGCUGUUAUCGAAGGUCGGAAAGGUCACGAGACUAUGAGAGUGCAGCUUCCACAUCAACCAAAAAACCAAGGUUAUCCAAUGGUACCGUUCUUCACUUAUCCAAUGAUGAAUUUACACAAGCUGUACUAGCAGGUGAUUAUGGUAAAUUAAAAUCUGCUUUGAGAGGAGACCGUUGGAGAUAUGAUCUAGAAUCUCCAAACAGCGGUGGCUACACAUUAAUAAUGCAAUCCAUCUUGAGAGGUUUCAGUGAUAUUACACUACUGUUGGCACUUGCUGGAGCUCAGUUGGACAAAGAACUAAGUACUGGUGAAACUGCAUUGACCUUAGCUUGUACCAGAGGUGAAGUAGAAGCUGUGGAAGUCCUCGUAAAGUUGGGCGCUAACCUAGAGAAAUAUACAACAAACAAAGAAACGGCGUUAAUAAAAUCUGUCUUGAGUGGCAAUAUUCACAUAGUGAAAUUACUACUGGACCAUGGUGCUAAUAUUGGUUUUCAAAACAAGGACAACUUAAAUUCUUUGGAUUUAGCCAGUAAAAAUCCAAGCCUCAGUGAUAUAGAGAGCCUUCUUUCCAGUUACAGUGAAAAGAUUUCUAACCAAAUGAAUCAGUGCAUUAAGAACUGGCUUGGUGAACAGAACACACUAUUGGAAGAGGUUUUUCCUCUGCAGUGUAUGUCUCUUGCUAAAAGCCGAAAAAUCCAAAUUUCAUUUCGUCACAUUGUGAAGGAAUGUACUUACUAUGAAGGUUACCUUCUGUUUCUGGUCCACGUCAACGACAUAGCAGCACUACAAAUUGGUUGCAGGCUAAAAGGAGAAUCUGUGGUAUCUCAGGUGUGGUUGAAUGGUGUUUUAGAGAAACAAGUAUCCUUGCCAUCAAAGUUUGUGAUGUCAUUCAGGAAUCUCAGGCAUGGAGACAACACAUUGCUUAUCGAAACAUACCCUGAUGUCAGAAUAACAUUAUUAAUAUGUGCAUACAAAAUUAGAAUGAAUACUGGAUGAAAAUGGUUGUGGUGUCAGUAAGAAAAUGUUCAAAAUGUAGGAAAAAAACCAGGUGAAAUGUAAAGAAGCAAAACUACAAAGAGGAGGACAGUUAUCAGAAAAGUGAGAUGUGGAAACAUAAAGUAACCUUCGACCCUUUGUCUUUCAUAUAUCUUUAUAAAGGAGGAAACAUUAUUAUGAUUAUUAUUAUUAUUAUCAUUAUUAUUAGCCCCCUAAUUUAUAUCGACUAAGAGACAUGGAAAGCAAUAAGAAUAGACUGGUGUCUAAUGAAUUCAAGCAGGUUUGUGAACAUCCGUUCAUUGUAUAGCGAGUUAGUGAACUUCACUCCUCCACAACAAGCACCCACCAGUGUUCAUUGCGAACAGAUCAGCAAAUGAAGAGUUCAUUUCCACACAGAUUUAGCUGAAUUAUUAUUAUUAUUAUUAUUAUUAUUAUUAUUAAUAUUAUUACUACUACUACCACUAUUAUUAUUAUUGUUAUGAUUAUUAUUACAUGGACAGUAUCAUUUCACCAUGGAGUUGUUUCCUGAUAAUCUUAAUCAGAAUGUGAAAAAAAAAAAAAUGAAAAACAAAAUAAAAGAAAAAGAGGUUCCGUUCACACCUGGUGGGCGCUGUUGUCAUCGUCGAUGCUGUUGCUGCCGCUGUCAUUGUCAUUAUGACCAACUCUGCAAUGCCCUCUUUUUUUGCACCUGGACACAGAGACAAUUCAUUUGGAUUGCUGGAACUACCCACCCCCAUCCCACAUGUUCCAGCCACAAAAAGAAAAACAAAACAAAACAAAACACACAGGCUAACACUUCAAUUUUUUUUUUUUUUGGGGGAGGAUACACCUCUCUCACUUUCUCCUACGAAAUGUCCUACCUGACUGACUUUUCAUAUGGUUCCAGCUGACACCCCAGUUUGAAACCUCCAAAUCGGAAUGUAAGCUAAGCACUGUGUUGGUGUGUUUCCGUACCGACUGACUCAACCAAUAUCUACCUUAAAGCUGAUUCAUCAGGACUUGAUAUAAACUGGGUUGCUUCGUGAAACCCUGCUCACUGCUGAGAGCAUUACCAAGCUAACAAAGGAAAAGAGACAUUAUACAUCUUCUCAGCGGAGAUUGAUGUUAUAUGCUGACGCCUGGUGUGUCAUCAUUUUGGGAAGGAUUGUUUUUUUUAUUGUUUUUUUUUUUUAAACCUUCUCACUUACAGAAUUUGUUUAUUUGUAGCUAAUUGCUACUGUAAUUAUUAAUUAUUCUGUAUUAUUUUAAUGGCAGUGGAUGGCAGAAUCAGUAGAGUGCCGGACAAAAUGCUUUGCGGUAUUUGGUCGCGACCCUGUACACACUGAGUUCAAAAUACCACUUGGGCCAACUUUGCCUUUCAUCCUCCCAGAGUUGAGGUCGAUAAAAUAAAGUACCAGCCAAAUGCUGGGGUCGAUCUAAUCGAUUGUUCCUUCCCCCUACACUCAAAAUGUGAGGCUUUGUGCCUAACUUAGAAAUCAUCAUUAUCAUUAUUAUUAUCUUAGGAGCAGCUGAUAGCAGAAUCGGUAGAGCACUGGACAAAAUGCUUUGCAGUAUUUGGUUGCAUGCCCUGUACUUUCCGAGUUCUGAAAUCUUGCUGGGGUUGACUUUGCCUUUUAUCCCUCUGGUAGGGACUAACAAAAUUAAAGUACCAGUCUUGAAUUGAGGAAGGAUUCAGAUUUAGUCAUCUCUGCACCCUUUCCUCCUAUCACUUGUGAAUUUGUGGCCAUAGGGCUAAAGUAAGAAAUCAUCAUCAUCAUCAUCAUUAUUAUUAUUUUUAAAUAUCACUAAUGUGCUGGGGUUAACAUAAAUUACUGUUUCUGACCCUCCCCCACUCCAUACACACACCUAGAUUUCUGGCCUUGAGAAAUUAUUGCUACUGUUAGUAUAACUGGUCUGGCCCUUUUCUCAUUCUCUACUCUCCACUAUACACACUUACACACUGAUACUCUCCCACUCCCAACAUCUGCACCCCUCUGACUUUAUUUUUGUCCCCCCCAAACCUCCUGUUCUCUCCCUUUUCUUGACUGUACAGUUUUUGAUUCUGCUGCUGCUGCUUUCUGCCGUGUCAUCUUCACUUCCAUUACUGCUAUCAUCUUCCUCAUCACUGUCAUGACUUUAUAAAGACAAUUCCUUUAUAAAUUAAUCUUUCAAAACGAGCAGAAAAGUUUUGUUUUUUUUUAAGUAGGGGAAAUGAGAUUGAGAAAGUCUAUUCAUCUUUUCGUCCCUUUUGUAGCAUCAUCACCACAAACCACAACAUUCAUAGAACUCUCAGCAGGAAUUUCUUGCUUUAUAUAUACACUCACAUACACACACACACACUUACUCUCUCUUCUCUUUCUCUUUUCAUAUUAUGGCACAUUUACUUUCUUUCCUCAAUCGAGUUAAAUUCAGAAUGACUUAAAAACAACAAAUAAUAAGCAGUACAAAAGUCUUGACCAUUCCAGUUGGUCUUUGAAUAAUAGUUCCAGGUGAUCCUUCCUCUUUUCCCUCCACUUCUUUCCUCGGCUGACAGAAAAAUGUUAAAUGUCAGAGGAUCAAGUUAAAUACUGAAAUGCCUCACAGCAUUUAGAUUGGUAAUUGUUAUAUGUUUGGGAAAGAAGCCGGUCAGAUAUCACACGAGUGUUGGUUUUUACCUCCUUUCAUCUGAGUGGAUGCAUUUGUAGUAUAAGUACCAGUGAUAAUACUGGGAUGAUUCAAUUCACUACACAAAUUUGUCCUUUGCCAAUGUGAGAUGAUGGAAAUAAAAAUAAUUACUGUUAUUAUUAUGAGGGUGCCUGACUUGCAGAACUGUUAGAGCAUCAUUUCUAUAUUUUAGCCAUCAGUGUUUUGCCACUAGCCUUCCCCACUCUGAAAUUAAAUUCUCUCAUCAUUUCUAAGGUCUUAAAAAAAAAAAAACCCUUAACUGCCGGGCCAGCCCCUAAGUAAUUAAUCAUUUCAAUACAUAUCAUUGGUUCAUCAACGUACUUCUUUAUAUUGAUUAUAUCAGGUAGGCAAGGCACCGUGCUACCCUAUUCCCUUAUAUUGAAUCUCUCUCUCUCUCCCUCUCUACACAUAUAUAUAUAGUGAAUGCAAAAGAAGAGUUUGUGUGUGUGUGUACUUUUCUUUCCUCCUUCUAUCUAGUCCAUCCAUACAUUCUAUUUCACCCCUAGAACUCCUUCAUUAUGCUUCUCACACACUUUUAUCUCUUUCCCUUUUCUAAUUUUUCUCUCUAUUUUCUAUCUAGUUUUAAUGUAGAGAAAUUUAACAAAUUAUUACUGGCAACUUAAUUACAUACUGUGUAAUUAGUGCAUCAUUUUGGUUAACAUCCUCUUUGGUGCUUCUUUCUACUGCUGUUUCUCGUUUGUCAUUUUAAUCUACCCUAGGGAUGGGAUGUAGAUGCAACAGUUGUUCCACUAUGUAGGAGGCUGUGGUACGUCUAUCCCAGAUCUCUAGUUCCCUCCAUUCAGGCUGGAACUCAGAUACAUUAGCUUCACUUAUCUGGGAGUGUAGUUUUGAUACUCCUUUACAUCACUAAUGUACCAGGGUGUGACUGAUGUGAAUGGGAUGUGACUGAGGUUAUGUAAGGUAGGGUAUUGGUUUGGUGGAAGUAAGGUAAAAUAAUUUUAAGAAAAAGUUCUUAUCGUGUAGGGCAGAAGUGUGUAUGAUAAUGUACUGGAUUGUGAGGGCAGAAGUGGGUGAGGAUAACACUGGUUAAUGUAGGGCAGGAGUGGGUGGCGAAAACACUUGGAUGUGUGUAGGGCAAAAGCAGGUAGGGAUAACACAGGUUUGUGUUGGGCAAAGAUGGGUGGAGAAAACAUUGGUUUAUGUAGGGCAGGGGUAUAUGGGUGGGGUUAACAUGUUAAUUGAUUCAUUAGAGCAAAGAUAAUGAGUGUAACACUGGUUUGUGUUGAUGGUCAUUCGUGUAGUCUUAGUUUUCAUCACACUGACCUUCAGCAUCCAUUCAAGUUGACCAUCAACAUUGAAGUCAGUUGACCAACUAUUGGAGAUUAACAGAUCAAGUUCUCUAAUUACAACAUCCUUCUCUCUGUAUACUCUAACAUGCAGUGUUUUAGUGUAGUAGAGUAGAUGUGGCUCUUGAGUCAAUGGAAAUAGCAGCAAAAUCUUCCUUAAAUUGCUUCAAAUCUUUGAAAGGAAAGCAAAAAUAAAGAACCUAAAUUUGAAAACACUGGUGUGGAGUAGAUAUUGUGCAUGAUGAAUGUAGCUAAACAAUGGCUGGGUAGAAGUGGAACACCUUGGUGGUUGAUGUAGAGCAAAUGUGGACCCAUGUAGAUGUGGGACUUACCCAAUAUUUAUCUGGCCUGCUGAUGUUCUUGAGUAAGCAGGUUAUUAAAUAUCUCUGUGAUAGCUGGUCCUCAUAGAGUUUAAAAACGUUGUGAGGAACCCAUUCCAUGAACGAUAGUAUCUUCCAGUGAAGCUUCAAUGGAUGUGUUAUAGCUUUGCUAUGAUAUCAGUUGAAGUAUAAUGCUGGACAUUUCCUGGGUUUUGUCUUUUCCUCAGGAUUUUCAAGGAAUUUGAAAUUUCAAAUGGGUGCAGGUGUGGCUGUGUAGUUAAGUUCAUUUUGCUGCCUUGUGCUCAGUACCUUGUGAGUGGAAUUUUGCAAAUGGAAACUGUGCAGAAUCCUGUUGUGUGUGUGUGUGUAUAUAUAUAUAUAUAUAUAUAUAUAUAUAUAUAUGUAUAUAUACUCAUUAUUUGUCAGGAAGUAUGUAGUAUUGGGAAAGAAAUAAAGUUGAUACUCUUCAAAUGAAGUCCUUUGUGAUAUAUAUUCUGCCCUAAGUUACAGACACACCCUUGUUAUUCUCGUUAGCAAUGCAAUGAGCCAGUAAUUGCCCAUUGGAAACUUGUGACCAAUGACAAUUGUGAUAUAAAAUAAAUUGAUAUAACCAAACAAAAAUAUUUUUAUAAGCUCAGAUCUGGAAAGUAAAUUUUGAAUUGACUGAAAUUUCAUUUUAUGAAGAAAAAAAACAACCAGAUCUUUAUUUCUACUAACGACAUAAUUGUGCUAGCAUUUCUCUGAUCACCCUCUUGUCUAUUCUUUGUCCCUCUCUCCUCUCUCCCCCAUUUUUUCCUUAGUAUUUGGGAUGAAAUUCUCUUGAUUUGCUUGCCUGUUGUUUCAUCCCAACCUCUUCUCCAGGUGCAUCAUUUCUCUAGAAAUUGUUUUACAUAUAUAUUUAUGUGUGUGAUAAAUACAUGCCUUGCAGACUUGUCCUUCUUAUUGCAUCUGGGAUCAACAUUUCUUAUUUUCCAACUUGUCAUAAUAUUAAGUUCUUGGGGGAUGAUCUUGGGAUGCAAAAAACAUUUUAAAGAACAUUCUACAUGUCUCAUCUGCUUAAACUCCUUCCUCUCAAUUUGUUCCUCUUCACCUUACUUUCUGUACUGUUUUUUUUAACACAAAUACUUUUUCACUCUUCCCUCUUACUCUCUCUCUCUUGCUCUAAAUAACAUACUCUAAACACUACCACCAUUAUCACCAAUGUUCUUCCCUGUGAAUCUCUUGUUCUCCCCUUUCUCACUAAAUGUUCCCCAACACACUCUCCUUUCUGCUCAUAGAUGGGUGAGGGCCACACCUGCUCACUAAACUUGGUAGGGCAUGGUUCUUCGUAAACUCAACAUUUAAUUAUAUUCUAGGGACUUUUUUUUUAUUUGUUUGCAUCUGUGUGUGAGAAUUUUAUGGGGAUGGGGUGUUACUUGUAGAAAAGAAAAAACAAUCAAAGUGGAAUUGUUUUUUGGAUACUCUAAAACUAAUACUGGAUCAUUGGAUAGGAGAUUUUUUCAAAUUUAAAAAAAAUGUUUGUGUGUGUGUGGAAGAGGUGCGGUUUGAAAAAUAAAUUAAAUAAAAUUGAAGAAGCAAAAUACCCAUGCACACCAUGCAUCCAUAUUAUCAUCAUCAACUAGAUAGCUCCCUUUCUCAGCAAAGAUUCAAUUUAUCUAUUAAAAAAACACAUUUUACUGUCAAACUCCGAAUCAAGAAAACAUAAGCAAGUCCCCCACCCACUUCCUCUGACUCCUCCCUUUAAAAAAAAAUCAUUGACCAAAACCAUUAUUUUUUUUCCAAUAAGUCUUAACUUCCUUGGAAUUAAAAACAAGUGAAAAAAAUAUUAAGAUAUAUAUAAAAGACAAUAAUAAUGAUGAUAAUGAUUAAAAAAAUUAAAAACACAUUCCUUGUGUCUGGACCUCUUUUCCAGCAAAGUCCACCAUUAUACUUAUUUUCUCUCUCUCUCUCUCACAGACUCCUUCUCACUCCAUCUCUCUCUCUCUCUCUCUCUUUCUUCACCAGCCGAUCAUCUCUUAAUUGUUUUCCCAUUCUUCAUUUUAUUAAUUAUAUAUAUAUACAUACAUAUAUAUAUGUCUCCCUCACAUCCUUUUCUCUCACUCCCUUAUUUAUUUACUUCAGAACAACAUGAAAAAGAAAGAAAAAAUAAACAACAAAACCAACCAAAAAAUAUAUAAAAAAAUAUAAGCAAAAACAAAAAAAAUCUGUUGGCAGGUUUUUAAGGCCUCGAAAUAAAGUUGUACAUCAUUGCAAA